Saimiri boliviensis boliviensis (Bolivian squirrel monkey) is the source of this 5447-nucleotide messenger RNA. It is a transcript of the gene BMPR1B, whose product is annotated as bone morphogenetic protein receptor type 1B. Gene Ontology annotation, cellular component: signaling receptor complex; plasma membrane. Gene Ontology annotation, biological process: protein phosphorylation; cellular response to growth factor stimulus; cell surface receptor protein serine/threonine kinase signaling pathway. Gene Ontology annotation, molecular function: transmembrane receptor protein serine/threonine kinase activity; ATP binding. The record is from RefSeq and is a predicted model, not a curated record. Lineage: Eukaryota; Metazoa; Chordata; Mammalia; Primates; Cebidae.
AGACUUCUGCUGAUUCAUAACCAUUUGGCGCUGAGCUAUGACAAGAGAGGAAACAAAAAGUUAAACGAGCAAGCCUGCCGUAAGUGAGAAGACUCUUUGCCCAUGGUGAUGAAUCUAUAAAGAAGGAAAAGUAAAAGGCGGUAAAAUGAAGCAAAAGAAAGAGGAUCUGAAUCGCAAGAGGAGAGCAGCAAACUUCCUUGAUAACAUGCUUUUGCGAAGUGCAGGAAAAUUAAAUGUGGGCACCAAGAAAGAGGAUGGUGAGAGUACAGCCCCCACCCCUCGUCCGAAGAUCUUGCGUUGUAAAUGCCACCACCAUUGUCCGGAAGACUCGGUUAACAAUAUUUGCAGCACAGACGGAUAUUGUUUCACGAUGAUAGAAGAGGAUGACUCUGGGAUGCCUGUGGUCACUUCUGGAUGCCUAGGACUAGAAGGCUCAGAUUUUCAGUGUCGGGACACUCCUAUUCCUCAUCAAAGAAGAUCAAUUGAAUGUUGCACAGAAAGGAACGAAUGUAAUAAAGACCUGCACCCUACACUGCCUCCGUUGAAAAACAGAGAUUUUGUUGCUGGACCUAUACACCACAAGGCUUUACUUAUAUCUGUGACUGUCUGUAGUUUGCUCUUGGUCCUCAUCAUUUUAUUCUGUUACUUCCGGUAUAAAAGACAAGAAACCAGACCUCGGUACAGCAUUGGUUUAGAACAGGAUGAAACUUACAUUCCUCCUGGAGAAUCCCUGAGAGACUUAAUUGAGCAGUCUCAGAGCUCAGGAAGUGGAUCAGGCCUCCCUCUGCUGGUCCAAAGGACUAUAGCUAAGCAGAUUCAGAUGGUGAAACAGAUUGGAAAAGGUCGCUACGGGGAAGUUUGGAUGGGAAAGUGGCGUGGCGAAAAGGUAGCUGUGAAAGUGUUCUUCACCACGGAGGAAGCCAGCUGGUUCAGAGAGACAGAAAUAUAUCAGACAGUGUUGAUGAGGCAUGAAAACAUUUUGGGUUUCAUUGCUGCAGAUAUCAAAGGGACAGGGUCCUGGACCCAGUUGUACCUAAUCACAGACUAUCAUGAAAAUGGUUCCCUUUAUGAUUACCUGAAGUCCACCACCCUAGACACUAAAUCAAUGCUGAAGUUAGCCUACUCUUCUGUCAGUGGCUUAUGUCACUUACACACAGAAAUCUUUAGUACUCAAGGCAAACCAGCAAUUGCCCAUCGAGAUCUGAAAAGUAAGAACAUUCUGGUGAAGAAAAAUGGAACUUGCUGUAUAGCUGACCUGGGCCUGGCUGUUAAAUUUAUUAGUGAUACAAAUGAAGUUGACAUACCACCCAACACUCGAGUUGGCACCAAACGCUACAUGCCUCCAGAAGUGUUGGACGAGAGCUUGAACAGAAAUCACUUCCAGUCUUACAUCAUGGCUGACAUGUAUAGUUUUGGCCUCAUCCUUUGGGAGGUUGCUAGGAGAUGUGUAUCAGGAGGUAUAGUGGAAGAAUACCAGCUUCCUUAUCAUGACCUAGUGCCCAGUGACCCCUCCUACGAGGACAUGAGAGAGAUUGUGUGCAUCAAGAAGUUACGUCCCUCAUUCCCAAACCGGUGGAGCAGCGACGAGUGUCUCAGGCAGAUGGGGAAACUCAUGACAGAAUGCUGGGCUCACAAUCCUGCAUCAAGGCUGACAGCCCUGCGUGUUAAGAAAACACUUGCCAAAAUGUCAGAGUCCCAGGACAUUAAACUCUGAUACGAGAGGAAAAGUAAGCAUCUCUGCAGAAAGCCAAUAGGUACACUUCUGUUUGUGUGCAGAGCAAAAGAUAUCAAAUAAGCAUCCACAGUACAAGCCUUGAACAUCAUCCUGCUUCCCAGUGGGUUCCAACCUCACCUCUCAGGGAGCAACCUGGACAAAGACAGAGAAGCUCCCAGAGGCAGAUUGAUCUGUGUCUGUUUGUAGGAGGGAGAAACCGCUUGGGUAACUUGUUCAAGAUAUGAUGCAUGUUGCUUUCUAAGAAAGCCCUGUAUUUUGGGAUUGCCUUUUUUUUUUUUUUUUUAAAGAUGCUUUAAUUUUGCCAAAAUAAAACAAAUAAUGUGGAUGGCUUAAGGUUUAUAGUAUUAUAGUUUAAAUAACAACAAGAAAAGUUCUUCCCAGAACUCUGCUGGAAGGUAAAUUAAAACACAUGUCUUUCCAUUGGUAAAAUAUUGUUGCACUCUGUGAACCAAAAGACAGUCUAAGUUGGAGAUCGUAGAAUGGAACUCAUCUUAAACACGCUCCCAACCCCGCCUGGGCCUCCUCCGACCACUUUGGCCAUCCCUGAAUUUUGGCCCACUACGGUAAUGUGAAUUCACUGGGUACAAACACCACCUGUCUAGGACCACACUUGGAAUUCCUGCAGUUUGCCUUUUACAGCUCUUCAGGCAAUAUGGAACAAAUGAAGGUUUAUGUGACUCUCAUAGGAGUAAUUGUUGAUAGGUGUUCUUCAGAACCACUUCAUAUUUCUAAUUGUGUUAGGCAUCGCUUUUGUGAUAAAAAUCCUUUUCAAAGAAAGUUUUUUUAAUGUACACAGGAUAGACCUUUGCAUGCUUUUGAUCUCUCCAUCAAAGGAUCAAUAUUAAAUAAAAUUGUCAUGAGUUGUAUUGAAGACAGGGUGCUUUAAAAUAGAGGUAAUUUGCUCUUGUGUUGUACAAGGAACCUGUCAACAAAGGUAGGGAAUGAGGGUGAUGGUGCAGAUGGCUUGUAUCUUAUAUGUGCAAAGGAGCCAGUCUUAGAAGCACAAGAAAAAAGUGUGCAUACCUUAUUUUGUAUAGAUAAAGAUGAUGUCUUUUUGUUAUUGUCUUUUUUGUAUGUGUGUGAGGUAAAGAAUAGAGAGAAAACAUUUGUCAGGCUAAUUUAACUACAUUUUAUUUUAAAAGUAGAGAAGAAUAACCUCUAGAUGGGACAGCAGAGGAGAGUUAGAGGAGGCCACAAAUAUUAUGGGCUGCUGUGUUUUAUUGUUCUAAAAUCAAUAUGGAUCUAACACAUAUAUUUUAAGUGAUCAUUUCACAUCUUAGGAAUGCCUACUCAUUUUAUUUUCUUAUAGUGAUGUUCAAUUCACUAUUUAAUUUAUUAUAUUUUCUUUUCUGUGGCACUUAUACAAAAUAUCUCUUCACCUACUUAGUUCUACAGGGUUUUAACUUUGGAGCAACCUGAAUAAAAUCAUUGAGAGGGCCAAUAUUCUUUAGCAACAGGAAUAUACUCAAGUUGUACACAUCCUGCUCAACUUUAUUCAUGUACAUUUCCUUACUGUGUUUUUCUUUUGCUUCUUAGAAAUUCUGAAGUGGUUAGUGGUUAGUAAAGAAUUUCAAAGUACUUUCCCCCCUUUUUUUUUUUUUUUUUUUAAGACAUUCCUUCCAGAAUACUCCAGGGGGCAGUGUUUUAUAACACAUUUUCCCCACUGGGUGACUGAAGGAUGGAGGAUUUUUGAAAAUUUGACAUCUACAUGAAACAUGAGAAAACAUUUUCCUCACUUCUGAAGUAGGUUUGCAGCUGGUAACUUGUUAAUCCAGAAAGCAUUCUAAAGCAAUGAGAGUUUGCGAGCUGUGCUUACAGUUUGGGAGAAUCAUAAGGAUUCUUUCUGUAUUUUGCAUUCACUAACCAGUGCUUCAUAGCCACAUUUUGUUUGUAAGUAAGAAUUUCAUAAUCCUUGAAUUUGGAAAAAAAAAAUUGUGUUUUUAAAGAGUGAAACGGUUCCAAGUAGAACUGUAAUCAGAAUGCUGCUUUUAUUGAUAUUAAAAAUAACCUCAAUAAUAAUGUAAAGGUUCCUUUCUCAGUGUCAGUUAUAUUCUUAGGGUUAUCUUAGAAGGAAUAUAUGGUUAGAACCAAGUGUGACCAAUCAUUUGAGCCUUGGAGAGAAACUUCAGUGCCUCUAAACAGAUCGUCUACAAAACAACAAGUAAAUAUUUAUGCCAGUUAAAUGGGACAUGUUUGUGUUUCUUGGGUUUUCCUAAAUUUAAGUGAGGUUAGCCCUUACCUUAUAGAGAAAAUUAUAUUUUCUUUUUGGUAAAUACUUGAACGUGGAUAACUUCAGAUCAGAAUAUUUUGUGAGGAGGUGAUGGUUUGAAAUUAAGCUAGAUUUCUAGGGAGGUGUUCCAGUGAAGAAUGGGAGGAAAUUAAAAUAGUCUUCAGACUUCUUCUGUAUUCUAUUUAUUUGGUUGCUUUGGAAAAGAUUGGUAGCUUACUUUCUAAUCCCCCGUCUAAUUUAUUCACUAUUAAUAUUUUAAAAUUAUUUGAGAUACUUAAAAAGCCCCACUUAGCAAUUAUAGUCUCUCAAUGAAACAAUAAUUUAUUUAUAAGUAGAUUUUUCUCUUUAUCUUACCAAAAUCCACUUUACUUACAUAACGCUAAAUUGUUCUUAAAGACUACCUACUCAUUUUCCAAUAAUCCUUUAUUAUUUCAAAUUUUCUAGCUGCUCAGAAGUGAAUUUUAUUUGUCUUUUAUUUGAAUAAAUGAGAACCCAGAAAUUAAUAAUGUAGUUUAUUGCUUGCUGUCAGGACUAUUUCAAAGACUAAGAGUUUCUUCUAACUCCUCCCUCUCAAAGGAAUCCUAAAUUAUUAGUUCUUAGAUAAGUUUCGUAUGCUAAGGUAUUCAGGUUUAUUGUUUAUGUAUGUGUGUAUAUAUAUAAAUAUAUAUGUGUAUAUAAAUAUUAUGUUCAGUUUGGAGUCUGGCACAACUCCAUUAUGUGGAUUAGAGAGUAAAAUAUUAUGGAUGAUAAAGUACUUAAUGAAACAUAAUAUUUAUUUAUAAAAGUGUGUGGAUUGUUAAAUCACGAGAAGAGUGCUAUGAGCAUUAUGUAUGAGGAAGCAGGUCUUUGACCUCCUGGAAAGCACCGCUCAAAAGUCAUUAGUGACCAUUUUUGAAUUCCCCAAACAGAAAGCUUCUUAGAAAACAUGCUGAGAUUUUAUUUACAGGGAAUUCUUUGACAUAUUUCAAUUGGUGUGUAGUCAAGUAUAGCAAGUACUUAAUGAUGACUGAAUUUCACGUUCCUGGAGUCAUGCAUAUUCAUUAGAAGUUUUAUGUUGUUGCUCUGAUCUGAUUCUUCUUUGUUUUGUGGGUGGAAUGGCACUGAGAGAAGUAUAGCUUUUUUAAACUUGAAAAUGUUCAGUAGUUAUAUUGCCUUAGAAAACCGAGACACAUAGUAGUGGAAAUGAAAGAAAUGGCAUCAGAAGUGACUUAAUUUAGCCAUUGUGAUUCCUCCUGUAAAACAAAACAGAAAAAAACAAUGCCAUAUUUUUUUGGAGAAAAGUUGGCAAUAUAGGGGUUUUGUUGUCUGUUUCACAAGAAGACUCAUUUGUGUUCUUUCGGGGAACCAGUGCCUUACAGAUUCUGUAUAUAUUGUAAUUAUUCAGGACUAGGGAACAAACAAUUGUAUUUGUUACAGAUUGUAUAUGGCUUUGUUUUAACAUUCCCCUAAAUAAAAUGGUUUCAUUCUUCCCUUGGAAAAAAA